AGCCGCCUGCGCAGGCCGGACGGGGCGCCACACGCUCGCGGGGCGGGGGGAGACGGGGUCGCGAGAGCUGUGACCUUGCUGCGGCUGCUGCAGCGCUGGAGCGCGAGAUGACAUCGCCGUUCACGGGACUGGCGGCUCACAGAGCCCACCUGGCCACAGUGACUGUGGCCGCUGUGUUGGGAGGGUACCUGAUCUACAAGCACAUCUACAGCCGGUCUUCCAAGAAGAGCAAAGUGAACCUCGAUAUCAGUAAAGACAGCCCCAAAGUCGUCCACUGUUUCGACAUCGAAGACCUCGGGUCGAAAGCCGUGUACUGCAGGUGCUGGAGAUCCAAAAAGUUCCCCUACUGCGACGGGGCUCACGCCAAGCACAACGAGGAGACGGGGGACAACGUGGGGCCCUUGAUCGUCAAGAAGAGAGACGCCUGACUGGCCAGCGUGGCGCGCGGGAACGACGGCAGAGCGAUCUGCGCUGCAGUGAGCCGAGGAGGACUGCCUUGAUCUGCGGUCCUUACUUUGCCGAUGCUGGCGAACGUCUGCUGUCGUUGUGGGUGAAGAAUCGAUAUGAGAGAAUGUGAAUGUGCAGCAUCAGGGCCCGCUCCUGCUCUGUCAAGUGCCUUGCUGCUGUGACUGCGUGAGGCAGUAGCUCUGUCUCUCUCAUUCCGUCCUUACAGCAGAGCAGUGCGGAGCACCCUGUUCGUUUUCUUAGUUGACAACUGUGCGAGGCAUGUUCCUCCUUGCGGCCAGUUUUAACGGUUCCUGAUUGAAUUUGUGUGUUUUUGAAAAUGUUUUCUGAAUAAACACAUUCUAAAGCAUG
Lepisosteus oculatus (spotted gar) is the source of this 816-nucleotide messenger RNA. RefSeq names its product CDGSH iron-sulfur domain-containing protein 1. Gene Ontology annotation, cellular component: mitochondrial outer membrane; intracellular membrane-bounded organelle. Gene Ontology annotation, biological process: regulation of autophagy. Lineage: Eukaryota; Metazoa; Chordata; Actinopteri; Semionotiformes; Lepisosteidae. The record is from RefSeq and is a predicted model, not a curated record. Gene Ontology annotation, molecular function: 2 iron, 2 sulfur cluster binding.